Cyanistes caeruleus (blue tit) is the source of this 2227-nucleotide messenger RNA. The record is from RefSeq and is a predicted model, not a curated record. NCBI's taxonomy places the organism in Eukaryota, Metazoa, Chordata, Aves, Passeriformes, Paridae.
GCCCUGCCUGGGGACUGUGUGAGGUGUGCUUUGAACUCGAGUGUGUCCCUGUGCCCCGGCAGGAGCUGUCUGCUCACCCUGGCUGAGACUUGCGUGUUCCAUCCGCACCCCUCACAGGUGGUGGAUGUGCUGCUGCUGUGAUAUCAAACAUGGCAUCAAGCCAGAUGCAGAAAGGGAGUUAGAGUUCCUAACGUGUGCACCAGUAUUGACUUUCAGUUUGGUGCGUGGGUGGCAAAAGCAAUGAUAGAAGGAAAAGGCUUCCUUCUGUGAUGCUCAGUGUUGGAAGUUAUCAGGAGAGCAGAAUUCAUCAGUCUUUAGGUUAUUGCUUCAAGACCUCAGUGUCAAAAAAUCUGUUUCAAUUGUAUCAAAACUAAGGGAGGUUUUAAGGGAGAUCAUCUGCUCCAGCAAAUCACAGGAACAUCUUCAAUCAUCCUGCCUGCCUGGAGGGAAGAGAGGGGCUCCCCUUGAAUGCUGACUCUUCUGCCAGCCUGAGGGUCGUGUGGAGGAAACAGGGCUCCAGAAAAUAAAUUGUAGAUGCUCAGGAAAAGGAGGAUUCUGUUAAAAGCCCAGACUGCGUAGAAAGACUGGCACGAAAAUACAUGCAGAAAUGCACAGUGGAGUCAAGCACGGAGUCUGAGUCUGAAGCCAGGGCAGAGGUUGUGCCUAGUCCACUUGCUGGAGGACUCAAGAAAGCGAAGGAAUCCAGGGGACUACAAUUUUUAGAUCCUUAUGACGGUGAUUCAGAAGAUGCAUCUGUUCACACUGACUGUGGUAUAAAAGAUGCACCAUGGCCAAACAGUGCCUCAAAAGCAAUGCCUUUGGAGAAUGCUGAUACUUCAGAAGAUGAACGAUCCUUCCCUAAUCCUCCAAAUGUCAGUGACAUUCAGGCAGUAAAUUACUGUAGAGAAGCCCUGGAGUUUCCUGGGCUCGAGCAGGACCUGCUGCAAACCCCUGAGCCGCCUCCAGCUACUGAAGCAUUUACCCCCAUGGGGCUGACAUCUGACCACGCCUUACCGAUGGCUGUUAACCCUUCAUUCUCCGCGGAUCUCCCUGCAAUCCCGGCUGACACUGCUCCACAGCCCCUGUUCGCAGCUCCCUCUGACGGCACAAUGGCCGAGCAGCCCAUAAUUAAAAGAAAACGAAGGAUUUCUGCUCCAGAGGAUGCUAGUGAAAAACUAAAGAGAAAGAAAUUCCGUGCAACUUAAUGUAAGGGAUGAAUAAAUAAUUGGACAAACUGUUCUGAAGGAUCAUUCUGGUAGAGAUUUCUUUUGCAUUGUGUAGUGUACUUGAACUAAACAGGCUGCCUCAAGCCUGUUACAAAUGCACUGUGCUGUACAGUAAGCUCUGACAGCCACCUGAAAAACAGAGUCAAGCUGUCUGGCAAUUCCAGUGGAAAUUAGCAAAGGUACAUCCACAGCAUGACAAAUAAGCUUGGUGCCCAGGUCUUCUGGGAGCACCAGCCCCAGCUCCUGUGUGCAGUACCUGGAGGCAGCUGCUCAGUUUCAAUGUAAUUUCACCAACACUGACAAGGGUUUGUCGAGUAUGGAGAGUGACUCCGUGGCUGCAAUUAGCUUCCAAUAGCUAUGGCUUGUCUGGCACCCGCUUCAUGUCAUGUUUGGCUCUUGCUGUAUCUGACCUCCUUCUGAGUGAUGAACGACACAGGUUUGACUACCAACAUCUGAACUGACUGCAAGUGCCACAAUCCAGCAUUUAUCUUCUUUAAAGGGGGAGAAAUUGUCUAGUUGCUCUUAACACAGCUGCCCCACAGCUGCUCCUACCUCGUUUGACCAAUGUUUUGGGCAGUUUCUGUGUAGCUGCCAGAUCAGUGUUUACAAUGUGAUGUGGAACACAUUAGCUCAGAGCUUCUUAGUGAAAGCAGUUGUUCAGAAGCUGCAGGAGUGGUGCCCACAGAUGGGAGGCCAGUUAGGGAGCAAAAGCUAUCUCUGAUCUCCCUCUCCUAAUAUAGUAAUUGCUUUAAUCAGGUUUAGAAUUUGGGUAGUCCAUUUGUGUGGGAGGGGAACUACUAACUAUGAAAGUAUAAUGAUAGCUUGAAAGAUGUUAGUACCAGCAACUUGCUAGAACAUUUGUUCUGUACAACUGGCAGAGAAUUUUAGUUUCCAGUUUCUUUUGCAAGAUGGAAAGCCACUCAAAAUAUUAUUUAACUGCUAGCAUUGCACCCUUCCACCUGUGUAUUUAUUUCAUUAAAGCAACUUUUCUUUCAUCCUUA